ACUCUCAAUCUUCUCACUUGUAGCCAUUGAAGUUCCUUUGUUCUUUCUCUUCUUAACUACUCUUUUAGAGAGACCAUGGGAAAGUUUACUCAUGACUGUGUUGCGUCGUCCGGCAUGAAGAAAGGUCCAUGGACUCCAGCAGAGGACCAAAAGCUCUUAGCUUUCGUUCAAAAACAUGGUCAUGGAAAUUGGCUUUCCUUGCCUCAGAAAGCUGGUCUUCAAAGAUGCGGCAAGAGCUGCAGGCUACGAUGGAGAAACUACCUACGACCUGAUAUUAAGAGGGGAAAUUUCAGUUUGCAGGAAGACCAAACCAUCAUUCAACUUCAUGCUCUUUUAGGCAACAGGUGGUCGGCUAUUGCUGCGCACUUACCAAAGAGAACAGACAAUGAGAUCAAGAACCACUGGCACUCUCGUCUCAAGAAACGACUGGCCCUGAAAGGCUAUGACCCUGUAACCCACAAGCCUAAGACUACCAUCUUUGGCUUCGCCAAUGGUUCAACUGAUGACCCAAAGACCGGCUCAAACCUCAACCACAUAGCUCAGUGGGAAAGUGCCAGGCUUCAAGCAGAAGCCAGAUUUGUGAGAGAUUUAGAUUUACACAAACAAGCUUAUCAUCCUUAUAACAAUAAUGAUAUUUCUGCUGCCUCAUCAAUAUUAUUAGGUCAUAAUAAGGACUUUGGGCCGACUGAUCAAUUAUUUGGACAAAACGCACCACAAUGCCUCGACAUAUUGAGAGCCUGGGAAAGCAUCUUAAUGUCAAAUGACUCAAAAGCUGCAGGCGGCCAAGAUCAUGUUAAUUCAUUUGUAGGGCAAUGUUUCGAUGAAAAUUAUGGCACUAGUAUCACUGAACCAUUCGCGGCAGUCCACCACAAUAUGGGGUUUAAAAAUGGGGCAUGCUUGGAGGACUUUGGACUUUGGGAAAUAAUCAUGCAAAGGAAAAAAAAUUGCCCGAUAUCGGGAAUUAGCUUCUACCAAGCCCUUGAUGUCAGGUUGUAUUUACUUGUAGUCAUUCACUUGGGCACUUCUAAAGUGGUCUGGACUGCUAAUAGAGGCUUACUAAUUUCAAAUUCUGAUCAGUUUGCCUCUGACAAAAAUGGGAACGCCUACUUGAGAAGCAGUGACGAUUUGGUUUGGUCUACAAACACAACAGAAGUAGUUUCAGCCAUGCAAUUGCAGGAUUCAGGAAACUUUGUAUUGAAUGGAGUUGGAGACAAAGGAAGCAUUCUUUGGCAGAGUUUUAGCCAUCCUACUGACACUAACCUGUCCAGGAGUUCUCGGAAGGAAUGA
Prunus avium (sweet cherry) is the source of this 1287-nucleotide messenger RNA. RefSeq names its product transcription factor MYB106-like. Lineage: Eukaryota; Viridiplantae; Streptophyta; Magnoliopsida; Rosales; Rosaceae. The record is from RefSeq and is a predicted model, not a curated record.